Argentina anserina (silverweed cinquefoil) is the source of this 2604-nucleotide messenger RNA. Its product is annotated as ribonuclease TUDOR 1-like. Bases 1 to 2604 code for a protein of 867 amino acids. The transcript has a single exon. Gene Ontology annotation, cellular component: RISC complex; nucleus; cytosol. Gene Ontology annotation, molecular function: RNA binding; nuclease activity. The record is from RefSeq and is a predicted model, not a curated record. NCBI's taxonomy places the organism in Eukaryota, Viridiplantae, Streptophyta, Magnoliopsida, Rosales, Rosaceae. Gene Ontology annotation, biological process: mRNA catabolic process; regulatory ncRNA-mediated gene silencing.
AUGGCAUUCUUGGAAUGCCCAAAUGCUAGAGUCAAGGCUGUUCUCUCAGGGGAUUGCCUUAUUAUCCAGGGCCUUUGGCCUAACCAUACCGGAAUCCCACCGGAAAAAGCUAUUACUCUGCUCUCAAUUCGUGCUCCAAAACUAGCCAGUAUAAAUCAAACAACUGAUGAGCCUUUUGCAUGGGACAGCCGUGAGUUUUUGAGGAAGCUCUGCCUCGGAAAGGACGUGGUUUACUGCACUGAUGGUUCCGUUUUCCUUAACAAUAUGAAUGUUGCUGCCCUUGUUGUUCAAAACGGGUGGGCGUCUGUAACCUCACCAAGCAAAACUCCUUACUAUGCUGAGCUUCUAUUUCACAUGGACCAAGCCUUUAACAAAGGUCUUGGUCGUUGGAACAAAACUCCAGGUGCGGCGGAGGCAUCCAUAAGAACUCUACCUCCCCAUCUCAACCCAGAGACCAUUGAGACUCUGGUGGCUGCAAACAAGGGCAAGUCCAUAGAAGCCAUCGUCGAGCAGGUUCGUGACGGCAGUACUUUUCUAGCUUACUUGCUUCCGGAGUUUCAGUUUGUCGAGGUAAUCGUUGCAGGAACUCAGUCGCCGAAUAAUGCUUAUCCUUUUGCAUUACAAGCGAAGUUUUUCACAGAGUGUCGUGUUUUGAAUAAAGAUGUGCGUAUUGUUUUGGAGGGUGUUGAUAAAUUGAGCCGUCUGAUUGGGUCUGUGUUUUACCCUGAUAGAGACUCUGAAAAGGACUUGGGUCUGGAGCUUGUGGAGGAAGGUUAUGCUAGAUAUGCACCAUGGAGCGCGAAAGUUAUGGAAGAAGAUGCAAAGCGGCUGCUCAAUAAUGCAGAGCUUGAAGCGAAGAAGACCAAGCGGAGGAUAUGGAAGCACUUUGUAAUCCCAAUUACAAACUCCAAGCCAAUUCAUGACGAUGAUUUCGUCGGAACAGUUGUGGAGGUUGUGAAUGGGGAAUGUAUCAUUGUGGCUAAUGAUUCCGGCGAGCGGAGAGUUAAUCUUUCAAAUAUUCGGUGUCCGAAAUUGGGAAAUCCUCGUAGAGGUGAUGAGCCUGCGGCAUAUGCACGAGAAGCCAAGGAGUUUCUGAGGACACUUCUUAUUGGACGCGACGUGAAUGUUCAAAUGGAGUACACAAGGAAUGUCAGGAAAGCAGAUGCAGAGUCUUCAAGAGUGACAGAUUUUGGAUCGGUCUUUGUUAAGGCUGAGGGGCAAGAACAAAAUGUUGCUGAGCUUCUUGUCGAAUGUGGCUUCGGCAUGGUUAUCAAACAUUUAGAUUUUGAGGAGAGAUCAACACACUACGAUGCCCUUCUUGCUGCCGAAGCUCGUGCUAUGGCCGAAAAGAAGGGAGUACAUUCUUCAAAGGAGGCCCCUGUUGUGCGCUUGACAGACUUGACAAUGGCGACGGCCGAAAAAGCAAGAGAAGUCUUGCCAUCCUUGCAGCAAACUAGGAGAGUUUCUGCAGUUGUGGAAUAUGUCCUCAGCGGCCAUCGUUUUAAAUUAUAUCUUCCUAAGGAGACUUGCAGCAUUUCCUUUUCGUUCUCCGGUGUGCGAUGUCCCGGUCGUGAUGAGCCUUAUUCAGAUGAAGCAAUUGCAGUAAUGAGGAAAAGAUUAAUGCAGAGAGAUGUUCAAAUUGAAGUGGAGACUGUUGAUAGAAAUGGAACUUUCUUGGGAAGAUUAUGGGAAUCAGGGACCAAUGUGUCAAUUGCUCUUGUUGAAGCUGGCCUUGCAAAAUAUAUUCCCUUUGGUGGCAGUGAUAAGAUCCAAGAUGGCCACCUUCUAGAAAGAGCUAUGAAAGAUGCAAAAACAAAGAAGCUGAAAAUUUGGGAGAAUUUUGAAGGGAAAUCCAACAAACAGAAAGAACUAAAGGUGGUAGUUACAAAAGUCUUAGGCAGCGGUAAAUUCUAUGUGCAGACAGUUGGAGACCAGAAGAGUGCCUCUAUUCAGCAACAGCUUGCUUCUUUGGAUCUUGAUGAAGCUCCUUCUGUAAAUGAUGCUUUUGAUCCUAGGAAUGGUGACAUUGUCCUUGCUCAAUUUAGUACAGAUAAUACUUGGAACCGAGCUAGGAUUGUCAAUAAACGAAAAGAUAGGUUUGAGGUGUUCUACAUUGACUAUGGUAUUCAAGAGCUUGUCCCUUACAGUCGACUACAGCCUCUUAAUUCUUCUGCGGCCACUGCACCUGGUCUUGCUCAGCUAUGCAGCCUUGCACAUGUAAUUGUCCCGAGCUUGAAGGAGGAGUUUGGUGAAGAAGCAGAAAAGUAUUUGUGCGAGUGUAUAUUGGGGAAAGAGUUCACGGCCGUGAUUGAGGGAAGAAAUAUUUCUGGAGGAAAAUUUGCCUUUCACCAAGGAACCGGACCAGCUCUUAUGGUAACUCUUGUUGCAGCUGGUGAUGUUGACAGUAUAAAUGCUGCGAUGCUUCAGAAUGGACUUGCUAGUCUAGAUAACCAGAAGAGGUCGUGGCAGUCUCGUAACUUGAGAAAGUUUGAGCAAGAAGCACAAACCUUCCGGCGGGGUAUGUGGCAUGAUUAUUAUCAGUCUGAGCAUUAUGUAUACAGAGCUCCUCCUGCUCCUGCAAGAAAGGUCGUGGGCAAGAGAUGA